AUGGAUAUAUCACAGCAUCCCCUGGUAGCGGGCUUGCUCACCUCACUCGCCUCUGCGACUAUCGCGCCUUCCGCCGCAACCCCGUAUUUAACCUCCUAUCCACAGCACACUUAUGCCGCGUUCUCGAACUCAACCUCGCAAGUCCCUUCUAAUGGCGAUGGCGACAACGAUGGCAACAUGGAAAGGUGGUCAUCGCUUAUCGGUAUUGUGACUGCUCUGAUCGGCAACGUGUUGAUCUCUAUGGCGCUCAAUAUCCAGCGUUAUGCGCACAUUCGGAUCGCACGAGAAUGGGAACAGAAUAAGAUCAAAAAGGAAGCUGGGCGAAGAAGGACACGGUCUGGAGCAUCCAGUGCGAAUCCGUAUGGGACCGUCAGUCGGGGCCGAUCGCAGGAACAGGAUCGGCACAAUGGACAUGGGGAAUUUGAGGCUUAUCGCGAUGACGAAGAUGCGCCUCCCAGGGGAAGACAUGGCACUCGGGACAGCGCGCGCGAUUCUUUUGCAUCCGAUAGCACCGAUCGCCCUGACGAGUCGGAUGCCCGGAAAUCUUACCUGCGGUCACCGUACUGGUGGGCUGGUAUUAUCCUCAUGGUUCUGGGUGAGACUGGAAACUUCCUUGCCUAUGGCUUUGCGCCAGCCUCGAUUGUGUCUCCACUGGGCGUCGUUGCCUUGAUUUCCAACUGCGUUAUCGCACCCUGUCUACUCAAGGAAAAGUUCCGACAGCGGGAUUUCUGGGGCGUGCUGGUAGCUAUUGCUGGAGCUGUGGUGGUUGUGCUCAGUGCCAGAUCUUCAGAGGAGAAAAUCGGCCCCGGUGAAAUCUGGACGAUGAUCACUCGUUGGGAGUUUGAGCUUUACCUGGGCUUGACGAUAAGCUUGAUUAUUGGUCUUAUGUGGGCCAGCUUCUCAUACGGCUCGCGCUCGAUUUUGAUCGACGUGGGGCUUGUGGCAUUAUUUGGUGGAUAUACAGCUCUGUCUACCAAGGGCGUCUCCUCAUUAUUGUCAUUCACGUUGUGGCAUGUCAUUACAUACCCAAUUACCUAUCUGCUCGUUUUCGUUCUUGUCUUCAGUGCCUUGAUGCAAAUCCGCUACAUCAACCGAGCCCUACAGCGCUUCGACUCUACUCAAGUGAUUCCAACCCAGUUCGUUCUGUUCACGCUCUCCGUGAUUGUCGGUAGCGCCGUUCUCUACCGUGAUUUCGAGUCCAUGUCGGCUGGCCGAGCAGGGAAAUUUGUGGGAGGAUGCGCCUUGACCUUCCUGGGUGUCUACUUCAUUACCAGCGGUCGUGUACGUUCUGACGACGAGUCCACCUUUUCUACAGACGAUGAAGAGGAAGCUAUCGGCUUGCUGGAUGGAGAGCGAUAUCGCGACAGAAUUGACUUGUCUCCACCCGCGCAACAAUUCCGAGCACCAAAAACACUUGCCAUCGAUCGCGAGGAAGAGGAUGCUGUUCUGUCCCCAACGGGUUCACUUACAAGCCGCGGUAUUGAUGGCAUCGAUGAUGAUCAGCUCACACCCCGAGGUGCCCUUUCCGGGGCCCCAUCUUCUCCAGCGGGCUCAUUGACCGCCGAGUUUCCUCCUUCGGGGCCAUCUCUGGAUCACCUAUCACCUCUACGACCACCUUCCCGUAUGUCUAACCCUUGGGCAGACUCUACCGAUGCACCCCUUGAAACCCCCAAAUCCGACCUCGAGACUUACUGUCAAACCACCCCACCUGGACCACAAGUUGAUGGUGACCACGUUCACAACACCGAUAGAAGCCACACGGUUCUGGAGACUCCUUCGCGACGAGCAAUGCGCAACUCUAUUUCCAACCGCUUUUCCCCUGGACCUCUCCUUCCUACUCUUUCUGGCGGAUUUAGCGCCGUCGUUGCGGAAUCUCUGCGUCGUGGUGAGGGUAGCCCAUUGAAAGAUCGUGCCCGACGAAAAGCGGGACGCCGCCGCCAACUCGAUGGUGCCUUUGACCAGGAGCCAGCUCGCUAUCAAGAUGGUGAUCUUGGAGUUGAUGGCCUCGAUCAUCCUCUGAACAUUGCCACCGCGCGGCUGCAAUCUGCCACCGGUCUGGCCGCACCGCCCGUGGAGGGUGGACGGUCAACUCCUGCUUUGGCUACGGAGAUCUCUGCCCCUUCAACUCGGAAAACAAAUGAGGAAGUCACUCGCCUACGCAGCUUCAGCGACUCGUGGAGUGGUGGGCUUGCAUGGCUGGGCGGUGCUCUGAGAUUGAAUCACCAAAAUCAACCCGUGGAUAGUGGUGCGGUAACGCAAGGUACCCCGACUCCGGAAGGCGAUCAGGCCAUUGGCGAGAGUGGUCAUAGCCACAAUGACGCUGGAAACACCGAGGCUGACUCUCGGUGA
Molecule: messenger RNA, 2349 nt
Organism: Penicillium cataractarum
Lineage: Eukaryota; Fungi; Ascomycota; Eurotiomycetes; Eurotiales; Aspergillaceae
Product: DUF803 domain membrane protein
Exons: 3
Coding region: 1-2349 (782 amino acids)
Biological process (GO): magnesium ion transport
Cellular component (GO): membrane
Molecular function (GO): magnesium ion transmembrane transporter activity
Source: RefSeq, a predicted model, not a curated record